CUGGACUUGGCAGGAGAGCCAGGCCAAACUGAUACAGUAUUCUAAACUAUUUUACUAUAAUCCCUCUUCUACAUAGGCUGAGCUCUGAGGGCAUUAGUUUACUGUUUAUUAUAAAGGAGUUAGCUACAUUGCCCAGUGGGCUUGCAAUCAGCACAUAUGCCAAAAUAAUAGAUAGAAUAGCACAAACAGUACCUAGACAAAUUGGUACCGUCAAAGUCUACAGAAACAUUGGAGAAAUCUAAUAUGGAAGGUACUUGUACAGGAUCUGGCUGAGUGUGGUAGAGUUGAGGAGGGAAGAGUCUUUGUCAGGCACGAAUAGUAUGACACGAGUAGUAUGACACUGAUUAUGUGGAUGAUUAUGAUUAGUUUUAUUGCUAAUACAGUAUAUAACAUAAACAGGUCUAUAGGGUUGUAAUAUAAACAUGUUUUGCUAGAAACAUACAGGUUUACAGUCUUUGACCUUGCAGAAUGCAAAAUUACAAAGCAUCAAAGCACCUAUGGGAGCUACUUUGGGAUUUUAUCUCCAUACAUGACCAGAUUUCACUCUUUUCUUUUUCACACUUUUUUCACACUUUUACUUACCCAUCCAAAAGUGACUGUUUCCCAUCUUCAGGCUGGACAUACCCUGCAGGCAUCCCUGUUAAGGGGAAUAUCCACACAGAAGCUGCCUGCAACCUCGGGAGACCAGUUUACCCAGGUGGCCCAAUCUCCAUCAGCAUUUCAUACCCUUUUGCAGGCAGAUGUGUACCAAAGUCGUUUGCAAUCAUCACAGCUCCCCCGUCUCUGGAAUGUAUUCAUUAUGCAACCGUCCAGACAGUUCCUUUUGCAAUUCCCACCUGAUGUUCUUAAGAGGAAUAACAGUGCCCAUCAGAGACAGCAAGAGGGAGUGUAUGUGUGUGUGUAGGAUGAAUAAGAAGACCCAACUAUCUUUUGUUGCUGUUCCAUUGGGAUGGAGUUCAUAUUAGCCCAUAUGAUGCUGUGCUUUGCACUUGUGACUACAAUAGUGUUGAUAGCACACCAUUGUUUUGGCCAUUGCUGAGCAGUGCUAUCACAGCAUCAAGGCUUUCUUUCCAAACCACUCCUCCAAAGACCAAUAGGCAAGGUGUUGGAGGGGACACAGCAGGUAAACCAACAUCAGCUGACCAAAAUGAUGUCCCGUACCAUAUGAUAUCAUGCUCAAUACAACAAAGCUCAAUUUUAAAAGGUUACUGAUUUUAGGCAUUUACUAGAGAUAAUAUUAAAAGGUCUGAUUGUUUAAAGAUAACUUGUUCAGCAGUCCUUGAAAAUCAAGUCCCUCUUAAAAUCCUGCAUAUAAAAAUGAGUAUAUAAAGCCACUUGCAUUAGCUCCUAAAUUUAUUUGUGCGGUGGAUAUUUGAACAGCAGUGUGUACCUCCUAACAAAAGUAAUAGCAAGAUGAGCAAGUUUGGAAGUCUAUGAUACUUUUCUUUCUGAUGGCAAAACAGGUAAAUUACAGAGCUAUAGGAAAGAUUAUUGCUGGUGACUAUCUUUAUGUUAUGUAUUUGUGCUCCAUCUACUGAGCAGUAAUACAAUGUGAUUUUUCACAACUUCUGCAGGCUUGUCUUCACUCAAGCACGUGUAGUCAUUACAGUGGUCUACUUCAUCAUAGAUACACAGCAUAAUUUUUUGCUUCCUUGGGAUACAAUUAAACAUUUGUGGAUAUUGAAGAUUCUAUUUAUCAGUGCAUUGUUUUAAGUUUUAAAAUUUGGUGGCUGUGCAAUUAGUGUAACCAAGUGACAGAUGGAGUGCAGCAUGAUUAUAAUUCUUGUUUUUUUGGAGGCAAUUAACAGUGAAUGGAGAAGGUGCUAAUUACUGUAGCUGGUUGCAAUGCACUACCUAAUUUCUUGCCUUUGCUAAGCUUGCAGAGGAACCUAGAUGUUUUUUUGGAAGUUUGGCAGUGUAAAUUCAGUGGUAACUUCAGUGGUGUAGGCAAUUUUGUAGCAAAUUUGUCCUUGAUACCUCUUUGCUCAUUGCUCUUCCAACUUCAGGAAUAGUAGUAUUCUUUUAUUACUGUUGACUUUGUAAGAAGCAGUUUUUUGGCCAGCCUGGGAUCACUUUUUAUGUAUUUAUUAAUGUCUGGAAAGAAACAAAGGCAACCUAGAGAAAAAAGAAGCAGCCAUUAUUCUUUCCCAUUUAUAUAUUUACUAGAAAUUAUGGAACAGAAAAUCAUGGGAUUGUUGCGUUGGUUUUUGCUGGGAUAGAGUUAAUUUUCUUCAUAGUAGCUGGUAUGGGGCCAUGUUUUGGAUUUAUGCUGCCAACAGUGUUGAUAACUCAGAGACGUUUUCUUUAUUGCUGAGCAGCACUUGCACAACAUCAAGGUUUUUUCUGCUUCUCCUAUUGCCUUAACAGCAAAGAGGCUGGGGGAAAAAGAAGUUAUGAGGGGACACAGCUGUGAAAGCUAUGAAAGCUGACUCCAGCUGACCAAAGAGACAUUCUGUACCUUAAGGUGUCAUGCUUAGCAUAUAGAACUGGGGGAAGAAGAAGGAAGGCACAGGAGAUGUUUGGAGUGAUGGUGUUUGUCUUUCCAAGCCACUGUUAGUCAUGAUGGAGCCCUGCUUUCCUGGGGAUGGCUCAACACUUGCUCUUUGGAAGUGGUGAAUGAAUUCCUUGUUCUGCUUUGCUUGUGCACACAGCUUUUGCUUUACCUAUUAAACUGUCUUUAUCUCAAUCAUGGGUUUUCUCACUUUAUUCUCCUGGUUCUAUUCCCUGUCCCUCUGGGAUCAAGCAGCUGUGUGGUGCUUAGUUGCCAGCUGGGGUUAAACCACAAAAUUUGUAUAAUCUAAAAUGGAGAUGAGGAAGAAGAUCUAUAUUACCUCUUCAACAUCAGUAAAACAACCUACCAUUGAAGAGAAUAUCUGAUUUUACAAUUCCACACCGGAAUAAUGUCAGCCACAUGUACUCCAGUAUACCUAAAUCAUCAAGGUGGUUUUGAGUAACUUUCCACAACUACUUGUCGAGGCAACUUCCAAUAACUUCUGUGAGUAAAAUACUGCUGUGGUGACCUUUAAUAAUAGCUAAAAUACAGGGAGAUGCAAAGGGAGUGAAUUCCUGGACAAGGCUUCGCUCACACCUGAAAGUCACAUCAACCCAUUCAGUGCAACAUUCAGCUUCCAUUUGUUUGAGUCUGUUCAAAUCUGUUCCUUGAAACUUUUUUAUAUUCCUAAUCUGUGGUCAAAGUGCCCUUGAAGAGAAAAAGUCAUAUCAGAAAACAAAUUGUUUUGAACCACUUAGGGCCAAAUUUACCAUUAUAUGCUUUAAAGAUUGGGUAGAGUGCUCCUGUGAAAAGCUGGAGGCUGGAAUUUUCGUUAAAGCUGUGGCCUGUUGAUAUUAUGAGAGCUCCCAUCGCUUUCUCUGAAAUCAGUCAGUAUUUCUGAGUGUAAGGAUAGGUCACUGUGCUUUCUCUGCCAAUAACAGUUAAACUAGACAUGCUGCUCAUUCAUAAUUUAAGGUAAAUGUAUUCAGAAGUAUGUCUCUCUUCCAUCACUCAGCAAAUUUUUCUUAAAGUUUUCUAAUUUUUUUUUGCUUGAUUUUAAUUGUAAAAUCCCAACGUGACUUUUGUGGUUUUAGAAGAUAACAAAUUACUUCAGUCUUGUAUACUUAUUUUUUUCUCCAUACUGAAAGCAAACAGUAAAAUUUCUUCUAAUGGGAAGCUUGAAAUUUGCAAAAUGCUAUUAGUUUGUUCAUGUUAUUUCUAAGAAACAAGCUUACUAAUCUUAUGGAUCAAGCAGAGGGCACUGGCUUCCCAAAUGCUCAUUGAAACAGAAACUAUUAAUGAAGUAACUUUUUAAUUGGAAUCAACGAAGGAAAACUGGGGAUAGUGGAAUAUAUUUACAUGUGUUCCUUUAACUUCUCCCCCCUGAGAGAGAAAGGCAAGUGACAUUAUAGAUAUUGUGUACUACCUGUGGUUUCCUGCUUUCUCCUGCUCCAGUUGCACUGUCUGAAUGUUUUCUCCAGUCCACUGUGAUGAUCAGUCCUCAAUGUGUGUCUGCUCCUGGCACAGAUAAAACACUUUACCUCUUAACACCUUACAUAUCCUAUAUGGAGCACAAACUGAAAAAAAUGAUAUAGCAGCAAUCAGAGGCUAGCAAAAAGCUAUCUUAUUAACUCAAAAACUCUGACUUUCAAAAUAAGUGGUAAAGUUUGUUUGUCUGCUUUUUUCCCCAAGAUGCAACCUUGUACUGUAUUGUAACAGAAGCUUUUCCCCACAGAUCUCCUAUGCUGCUCUGGAACCACAGGCUGAUGCUCACUUUCUCACCCACAGCAUUGGAUGGAACAGUGAAUGAUAUAACCUCGCUGAACCACUACCCUGUCCUGCUCUUGAACAGGCCCUGAUAUGAAAAUCCACUCCUCAGUGAGCUUCAAUGGCUGCAUGUCUCUUACAGAGCAACCUAAUAUCAUGUGAAUAAGUGAAACCUUUGGCUGCCAGCAAGAAGCACUUGAAAGAAGCAUUAAUUAUUAAUAGUAAUAUUACUUCUUUUUUUUUUUAUAAACAACAAACCAAGUGCAAUUAGUGCUAAAAGAAAAAACUAAACACAAAAAGGUAUUUAGAUACAACAGUUGUUUCCAGGGAGAAAUACCAGAGCACAGAUUCUCUUAGAAAGCAAAAAGAUGGUGUAUUUUAAUCAAGAUUUCAGCAUCAGACCUAAAAGAAGGUUUCUCUACCCCUCAACAAGGGCAAAAAGUGCCUUGCUGACAUAGUUACCUUGCAUUUUUUCAGGCAGCAAAUAAAAUAGUUUGAACAAAUACGUCAUUUCUCCUCUAAGAGGUUGUAUGAGCAUCCAAAUGCUCAGUUUUAUACAGGGCUUACCUGUAGACAACAGUUGUUUUGUGUUAGUGUCAUUAGUCAUGUGAAAGUGGUACAGCUUCUCGCUGAAGGUGUAGUUGUACUGUUACAGGCCAUUUACAGAUGCAAAAAGACAGAUGUUAUACACAGAAGCAUCUCUACCCAUUCAAGUACAACCAGAUGUGCCAGGUGAAACUGUCCUGGCAAAGAUCUCUAAUUGAUAUAUCUUUCCUAAACUAAAUGAAGAAAGCUGAACUGGAAUUCGAUCUUCUGAUUAUGAUUGUGUCUCCUCCUUAAUAAUGGGCUGUGCUUUGUUUGUUUCUCACUGUGUAUUAAGACAAAGCUCCAACUGUCCUACUGCUAAGCCUGACUUCAGGUUGUAUUGGAAUCCCCAGCCCCAGAUGUUGGGAGAGGAGGGGGGCUGAAACUUCAGCUCUCUGGAGGAAAGGUUGCAGGCGAUGAAGAGGAAGAGCAGCUGAAGGAGCAGCUCUGAUAAAUAGGAUCUUUUAUCUUUUGGAAAAUGCAUUUAUCACACUCCUUGGCAAGCCCCUCGGAAGGAAUAGAAUGUGUUAGCUUCCAGACAUGAACACGUCCUCUCAAUUGUAUGUUUCUGAACUAAACUUGAGUGCCUUUGGUAGCAACUUUACUGGGCCUACUGUCAAGAGCAAGUCAUCGCCAUGUGAGCAAGUGGUCAUUGCAGCUGAGGUGUUCCUAACUCUGGGCAUCAUAAGCCUGCUUGAAAACAUCUUAGUUAUAUGUGCAAUAGUUAAGAACAAGAACUUGCAUUCACCAAUGUAUUUUUUUGUUUGCAGUUUAGCAGUGGCUGACAUGCUGGUUAGUGUGUCUAAUGCUUGGGAGACCAUAACGAUAUACUUAAUAAACAAUAGACACAUCAUUAUGGAAGAUGCCUUUGUCCGUCAUAUAGACAAUGUCUUUGAUUCAAUGAUUUGCAUAUCUGUGGUGGCUUCCAUGUGCAGUUUGUUGGCUAUAGCAGUAGACAGAUACAUCACUAUCUUCUAUGCCCUGCGCUAUCACAACAUCAUGACAGCGAAAAGAUCAGGGCUUAUUAUUGCAUGCAUCUGGACUUUUUGCACAGGCUGUGGCAUUAUCUUCAUUCUUUAUUAUGAAUCAACUUACGUGGUCAUUUGUCUCAUCACUAUGUUUUUUACCAUGUUGUUCCUCAUGGUCUCACUGUACAUCCAUAUGUUCCUCCUGGCUCGUACUCAUGUGAAGAAAAUUGCUGCUUUGCCUGGGUACAACUCUGUCCGUCAAAGAACCAGCAUGAAAGGAGCCAUCACUCUGACUAUGCUUCUUGGCAUCUUCAUUGUUUGCUGGGCUCCAUUCUUCCUUCAUCUCAUCCUGAUGAUCUCCUGCCCUCAAAACCUCUACUGUGUUUGCUUUAUGUCUCACUUCAACAUGUACCUCAUUCUCAUUAUGUGCAAUUCAGUGAUCGAUCCCUUGAUCUACGCCUUUCGUAGCCAGGAAAUGAGGAAGACCUUCAAAGAGAUAAUUUGUUGCUAUAGCCUGAGAGUGAUCUGUGGUUUAUCAGACAAGUAUUGAGAAAGCAAAACCAAAUCAAGAAAGAGAAUAGAAAUGCAACAUCUUGCCUCAUCUUAUAACUCUGCUGAAAUGCCUAUGGAACAUAGUUUCUCUGUUCAGCUGUGAUGAUUUCUGCAGCAAUCAGAACCUAUUUUUUAACAUGUGGUUUUACAUUUCUUUCCCUCCACACACCUCUGUCCUGCUGAUGGUAGGAGCUACUCAGUGCGUCUGUAUAAUGGGGAAAAGAAUAUUUUGAAUCUCAUUUACUCUACCAAAGGCUGAAUUUUUAAAAGGGAUUAUACAGAGAAAACCAUACUUUUCUUUCUGCUAAAUGCAAUGAGUGAGACCUGCCAUGUGAAUGAACCCAUCAUCCUUUCAAUAUGUGUUUCUUUUGAUAUUAUCUUUCUCUCUAGGGAAAAAAAUUGUCUCUCUAGGUAAAAAUAAGCCUGGCUUAUUUUGAUGUCCAGAAUUACCAGGUGGUGUUUUUUUUGGUUUUUUUUUUUUUUUUUUUUUUUUUUUACUAUUUCUUUCUAAAGAUAUAAAAUCAGAGAAGUAGCUCCAAUUAUCAAGCUUCACAUACCUUGGUCAACAAUUAUGACCAAUAUACAUGCACAUAUCAGCAGUCUUGUAUUCCAGUCAUGACUGUUACUGUCAUAAAAUGUGUAUUAUAUAAGAGGCCUAUGUUACCAUGAGAUUUUCCAGGUUGGAUACAGUACUUUGUCAUAUAUGACUAUCUGUGUUUUAAUCACACUGAUGUGUGAUGUAUCUUAGGUGGAUUUUAAGGCUGAAUAUGAAGACUGAGCUGAUUUGAGUUUGUCUGUUUUCUUUAUUCACCAGGGCUAGAGAAGUAAAGGGUACAUGACUCUAGAUAGUCAUGUAAUGUUUUGUGAAGAUCGAAAAACUUGGGUGAGUGCCUGCCUUUGAACAGACAUCAGAAAAACCUUUUGGCUGUGAGGAGCCUCUGUUACUGGAGGAAGUUGUUCUGUAGAUUGUAUAUUUCAAGCUGGGAGAGAAAAAACAAGUUUGAUAAUCAAAAACCAUAGCGGGCAAUGGCAAAAGAGGGAUUUCAAAACCUCAGGCACGUGUUGCUAUUACAAAGAGUCCUGACUUCUGCUCCCCAAAACAAACAGAUUUUGUCUUCGUUGAGAGGAUUCCAGGCUGAAACUCUCAUGCCUUUUGUGUGAGUAAUUUCCAUCUAGUCAUGCUUUCAUAAACGUGCUGUUCUGCAACAGCUGUGUAAUGUACAAAAUGUUGGAUUUAUCACAGAUGAAGGAAGUGGAAGUAUGGCAUUGAUUUCUUGAUGAGCAUGGAUGGUGCAUAUCUUGCACUGUGAUUUAAGCUAUGAAAAUAUUUCAAGUGGUGACAACCCACUAACUAGAUAUCGGAAAAAAUGGAAAAAUGAACUAUUCCUUCUGAAAUCUGAAAGAAUAAUGCUUGUUAUACUUGGUUUACAGAUGCAGUAAAACUCUUGUUCUCAAUAGAAGGAAUAUGAUUUAUUCCAUGGGUGUUAGGUUAUACCUUCAAGGUGAAAGUCCUGAUUCAGUUAUAGGAAAUUUUUUACAAUAAGGGUGGUCAAACAUAGGAACAGGCGCCCAGUUGUUGUGCAAACUCCAUCCUUAAAGAUAUUCAAAACUUGACUGUACUCAGCCCUGAACAAUCUGGUCAAAGUUGAAAGGUGAUUGACUUUGAAGUUGGCCCUGCUUUGAAUGAUUAGGAAUAGAUUACCUCUAUAGGUCUCUUCCAAACCAAGUUAUUUGGUGUUUCUAUGAAACAGUUUGCAUAUUAUGAUAAAAUGAUAAUUUUUCCCUCCUAAUUUUAUCUUUUGUGUAAGAAAAAUUGUAAGAUAUUCUCCUCCAAACAUUUAAAAAGAUAGAACACUUGUGUUUUCAUUUGCUUUGGAGGUCUCUGACAGGAGAAGUAAGGUGUAGCUUUAGCACUAGAGUUAUACAUUUUGUCUGCUGCACCUUAAAAGAUAUUAUUCCUCCAGCUCACACUUAUCUCACUCUAACAUGAGUGGGAAUGUUAUUCUCAGUGAAGAUAUCUUAUUGUGCUGACUGAUAUAAUGGUUAUAUCAGUGCACUAGGUUCUGGAAUCUUCCUUCAGCUACAUCUGAAAAUGGGAUUUCAGAGAUAUGUUUGUGGUCAGUAGUGAGAAUCUUGUCUUGUUUCAGUCCAUCUCUUGACCCCAUCCAUAAAUAGCACCUAAAUGUGGGCUCUUGCAACUAGGAAUGUAAAUGGCAAAAGGAGAUAGCUCCAUUGCAUAGUGAAAGGCAUCAGCUGAUGUAAAUAAAUCAUUCAAUCCUCACCAGGUAUUGCAAAUAAGACAGUCUUGUACAUAAUUGCAAAACGACAAAGGGGAAGCCAAAAGUGUAAAAGCUUUGGGUGUUUUCUUGAAUUGUAUAUUAAUUUUUUUGUUUUGUUUUGUUUGAAGUUUGUUUGAUGUAUAAACACAGACAUAUGAAGAAACUAUUAAACUGGAUUGCUGGAAAA
Molecule: messenger RNA, 8829 nt
Organism: Pseudopipra pipra
Lineage: Eukaryota; Metazoa; Chordata; Aves; Passeriformes; Pipridae
Gene: MC5R
Product: melanocortin 5 receptor
Exons: 4
Coding region: 5384-6361 (325 amino acids)
Biological process (GO): adenylate cyclase-activating G protein-coupled receptor signaling pathway; regulation of metabolic process
Cellular component (GO): plasma membrane; cytoplasm
Molecular function (GO): melanocortin receptor activity
Source: RefSeq, a predicted model, not a curated record